UCCUGCGGCGGUGAGCAGCCGGCCUGGGAGGCACGGUCCGUGCAGCAGCGAUCCGGCUCGCGGCAGCGAUCGGGCUGGGCCCUGGGAGGAAGGCUGUGUGCAGCAGCGACCCGGCUCGGCCAUGGCAGCGGCGCCUCUGAAAGUGUGCAUCGUGGGCUCGGGGAACUGGGGAUCAGCUGUUGCCAAAAUCAUUGGAAAUAAUGUGAAGAACCUGCAGAAGUUCGCCUCCACGGUCAAGAUGUGGGUCUUCGAAGAGACGGUGAAUGGGAGGAAGCUGACAGACAUCAUCAACAACGACCACGAGAACGUGAAAUAUCUCCCAGGACACAAGCUGCCAGAGAACGUGGUCGCGGUCCCAAACCUCAGCGAGGCUGUGCAAGAUGCCGACCUGCUGGUGUUCGUCAUUCCCCACCAGUUCAUUCACAAGAUCUGCGACGAGAUCACGGGCAGGGUGCCCAAGAAGGCCCUGGGCAUCACGCUCAUCAAGGGCAUAGACGAGGGCCCGGAAGGGCUGAAGCUCAUCUCCGACAUCAUCAGAGAGAAGAUGGGGAUUGACAUCAGUGUGCUGAUGGGGGCCAACAUCGCCAGUGAGGUGGCCGCGGAGAAGUUCUGUGAGACCACAAUUGGCAGCAAAGUGAUGCAGAACGGCCUUCUCUUCAAAGAGCUGCUGCAGACGCCCAACUUCCGCAUCACCGUGGUAGAUGAUGCAGACACCGUGGAGCUUUGUGGUGCCCUGAAGAACAUCGUUGCUGUGGGAGCUGGCUUCUGCGACGGCCUCCGCUGCGGGGACAACACCAAGGCGGCUGUCAUCCGCCUCGGCCUCAUGGAGAUGAUCGCUUUCGCCAAGAUUUUUUGUAAGGGCCAGGUGUCCACAGCCACCUUCCUGGAGAGCUGCGGGGUAGCGGACCUCAUCACCACCUGCUACGGAGGGCGCAACCGAAAGGUGGCGGAGGCCUUCGCCAGGACCGGGAAGGUACCCUGA
Molecule: messenger RNA, 982 nt
Organism: Psammomys obesus (fat sand rat)
Lineage: Eukaryota; Metazoa; Chordata; Mammalia; Rodentia; Muridae
Gene: Gpd1l
Product: glycerol-3-phosphate dehydrogenase 1 like
Exons: 6
Coding region: 122-982 (286 amino acids)
Biological process (GO): carbohydrate metabolic process; glycerol-3-phosphate catabolic process
Cellular component (GO): cytosol; glycerol-3-phosphate dehydrogenase (FAD) complex
Molecular function (GO): NAD binding; glycerol-3-phosphate dehydrogenase [NAD(P)+] activity; protein homodimerization activity
Source: RefSeq, a predicted model, not a curated record